Molecule: messenger RNA, 909 nt
Organism: Erigeron canadensis
Lineage: Eukaryota; Viridiplantae; Streptophyta; Magnoliopsida; Asterales; Asteraceae
Exons: 2
Coding region: 1-909 (302 amino acids)
Source: RefSeq, a predicted model, not a curated record
AUGCCUAAACGAUUUGGAUCUACAAUUUUACUAGAUGAACCGUUUGAAUGGUCCGACGAUAGUAGUUUGGAAAUAUUUGCGAAUGCGAUCGAGGCCGAUGGUGAAAGUUCUACGGCAAGGUCAAAGCGUAAAGUUGUUAACCACAACCGUUGGGAAGCUGGAGAAAGAUUGUUUUGCGACUACUUUUUUGAUGAACCGAAAUUCGAUCAUGAGUUUUUCGAGGAUAGGUAUCGUAUUCCUAAAUGUUUAUUUCUAAAGAUUGUUCAUGAUCUUGAGUUGCGGUACAAGUAUUAUCAGGAAGGUUACGAUGGUAGGAUGAAAAAGAGUUUUACCGCGAUACAAAAAUGUACGUCCACCAUUAGGCAGCUUGCAACCGGUAACCUACUGGAUGAGUAUUAUGAAUACUUGGAGACGACUCAAAGAACGUCACGCGAAUGUCUCCAGGUUUUUUGUGAUGCCAUUGUAGAGACGUAUGAGCAAGAAUAUCUGCAUAAACCAACAACGCAUGAUAUUUUGCGGUUAUACGAAACACAUGAGGAGAGACGUCACAUGCCCGCGUACAAGUAUCCAACCGAUCCGAAAGAGAAAAAGUUCAAGCGGCUACAAGAGUCAGCUCGAAAGGAUGUUGAACGUGCCUUCGGUGUUCUCAAGCAGAAAUGGGGUAUCCUUUGUCGACCGUUUCGACAAAGGUCGGUGAAAGCAAUAAGGAACCUCGUCUAUGCGUGUGUCAUAAUGCACAACAUGAUUAUUCAGGACGAUGAUCGCGCUAUCAGUUCGGUUCAUAUUGGAGAUCCUCGGGUCCAACCUAACAGUCAGCAUGAUCGUUUACAGGAGAUACGAGACGAGGAGACACAUUUUCGGCUCCGAAAUGAUCUUACAGAGCAUAUUGCGGCUCAAGAGUUACUAUAA